Molecule: messenger RNA, 2130 nt
Organism: Theobroma umbraticum
Lineage: Eukaryota; Viridiplantae; Streptophyta; Magnoliopsida; Malvales; Malvaceae
Product: ABC transporter G family member 20-like
Biological process (GO): transmembrane transport
Cellular component (GO): membrane
Molecular function (GO): ABC-type transporter activity; ATP binding; ATP hydrolysis activity
Source: RefSeq, a predicted model, not a curated record
AUGGAGCUUCAACAGUUCUCCUCGGAAGCCCAAUUCUCGGCCUCUCCCACACUCGAACAUCUCUUGAAGCGAGACGAAAUCACAGGAAAAAGUGAUGAUUAUCAGGUCCUAGACAUUCCCAAUACCAGCAGCUCCAUUCCCACAUUAGCAACAUUUCUUCUUUCUUUCGACAACUUAACUUAUAAUGUCAAAGUUGGGCCCAAAUCAACGUUCGCAUGUUGUGGAAACAACACGAUUGUUUCACCAAACAAAAAAACCAAGAGCUUGCUCAAUGACAUCACAGGUGAAGCAAGGGAAGGGGAAAUCAUGGCUAUUCUGGGUGCAAGUGGUUCUGGUAAAUCGACCCUGAUAGAUGCUCUUGCAAACAGGAUUGAUAGGCAUAGCCUGAGAGGGUCUGUCACUUUGAACGGUGAAGCCCUAGAAUCAGGCCUGCUGAAGGUGAUCUCCGCCUAUGUUAUGCAAGAUGAUCUCUUGUUCCCGAUGCUGACAGUGGAAGAGACACUCAUGUUUUCGGCCGAGUUCAGGCUUCCUCGUUCACUUUCAAAGUCAAAUAAGAAGGUGAGGGUUCAAGCUUUGAUUGAUCAACUGGGCUUGAGAAAUGCAGCAAAGACAGUAAUUGGAGAUGAAGGGCAUAGAGGUGUGUCUGGAGGCGAGCGUAGGCGAGUUUCCAUUGGAAUUGAUAUAAUUCAUGAUCCAAUACUCUUGUUCCUCGAUGAACCUACUUCGGGGCUAGACUCAACUAGUGCAUACAUGGUUGUUAAGGUCCUGCAGCGAAUAGCACAGAGUGGAAGCAUUGUUAUCAUGUCCAUUCACCAACCAAGUUCCAGGAUUUUAGGCUUACUCGAUAGCUUGAUUUUCCUAUCGCAUGGACAAACUUUGUACAGCGGUUCACCAGCAAAUCUCCCACGUUUCUUUAAUGAAUUUGGGCAUCCAUUUCCUGAGAACGGAAAUCCAUCCGAGUUUGCUCUUGAUUUUAUCCGUGAACUUGAAGAAACUCCCUUCGGAACCCAGAAAUUAGUUGAAUUCAACAACUCAUGGCAGGCGGCAAUGAAUUCCAAUAGCAAUGCCUCCAAUAAGCCGAGUCUUGCACUUAAAGAUGCGAUAAAGAGAAGCAUUUCUCGAGGAAAGCUAGUCACUGGUGCCGUUGCCACAAUUGAUGUAAAUCUAACAUCUUUAGUUCCAUCAUUUGCCAAUCCAUUUUGGGUUGAAGUGCUGGUAUUACUCAAAAGGCUAGUAACAAACUCCAGAAGAAUACCGGAGGUGUUUGGUGUCCGCUUAGGUGCAAUAAUUAUAACCGGGAUUAUUCUAGCCACCAUGUUUUGGCAAAUUGACAAUUCCCCAAGAGGCGUACAAGAGCGAUUAGGAUGCAUAGCAAUUUCCAUAAGCGCGAUUGUCUAUACCUGCACAACCGAAGCCCCUGAAUUCAUCAAAGAAAGAUACAUUUUCAUGAGAGAGACUGCUUACAAUGCUUAUCGCCGUUCCUCAUACGUUCUUGCUCGUUCUUUUUUCUCCAUCCCAUCCUUGAUCAUCCUCUCCCUCGUUUUUUCUACCAUAACCUUUUGGGCUAUUGGCUUUUCCGGUGGCGUCUCUGGGUUCUUCUUCUAUUUUCUCACAACCUUGGCAACGUUUUGGGCUGGAAGUUCAUUCGUGGCCUUUCUUGCAGGGCUUUUCCCUGAUUUCUUCAUUGCCUUUGUUAUCGCUAUUGCCACCACAUCCUACUUCCUUUUCUUCUGCGGAUUCCUCGUUUCUCGAGAUCGACUCCCAAAAUAUUGGAUAUGGUUUCAUUACAUCUCUCUAGUGAAAUAUCCUUACCAAGCUCUUCUACAAAAUGAAUUCCUGCAGGACCCAUCAAAAUGCUUUGCUCGGGGUGCUCAAAUCUUUGAACAAACAACUCUUGGUGCACUGCCAACAUCAUUGAAGAAUGAUCUGUUAACUAGCAUGGGAAAUGUUUUGGGCAUGAACGUUACAGGCUCGACCUGCAUACUAAUGGGGAAGGAUAUAGCAAAGCUGCAGGCGCUUACAGAUUUAAACAAAUGGAACUGCGUGUGGAUUACGUUUGCAUGGGGCUGCUUUUAUAGGAUUCUUUUCUACUUAACUUUGUUGUUUGGGAGUAAGAACAAGAGGAAGUAA